AUGGGGAACGCGAAUUCCACCUUUGAUGAUGCCGGAUUCCCGGGGUCUUCUAUCCUCGAGAGUCUAAACCCAUGCGGUGACCUCUCGAAUACUGAGCUUUCACCCAAGGGAGAGAACAGAGCAGUCCUAGACGAAAAGCUUUUCGACGAGAGUGAAUACCAAGGCUUUGCCAAGAACGUUGAAGAGCGAGAUGAAAGCCCAACGCUUGGACCACAAUCACAACCCAAACGCGCUUCCGUGAUGUUUGCCAAAGCUUUAGUGAACGAAGUUACCAAUAACCCAAAUACGAUGCGCCCUGCCGACAUGGCCGAGCGUGAACGAAGACUCAUGAAGGCACAACUGAAAGCCAACAAGAGAAGUGUGAAUGGAGAUUCCUCCAAGAUUGUUGGAAUCCCAGGAGGAGUUGGACAACCUAGUAUCUUUGGCAGCAUUGCGCAUGCGCUGACAGGAGAUGCUGAUCCGCUUCCAAACAUUGCCGAAACACGAGCAAGUCUUUUCCCUCCCAACAGCACCAUGUCACAAAACAGAGCACAAAUCGAAGACACUCUUCCAGAACCAAUCCAAGGCGAGCAUAGUAUCACCAUUGGACUGUGUCUGAGCAGACGUUCUAGUGUCGGUAAUGAAGGCACCAUUACAAGGCAGACUGCUUUUGAUUUCAACGAGUUGCAAGAUCGGGAGUACAACUAUGUAUCCAGUACUGACAGCAAUGGCUGGAGAGCUGGAGGUGGAGAGCCUGGUGGCUCUCCUAUGGUUUCUACAGCUGGAGAAGAAAGAUCAAUUUCAAGCGCAUCGGGUGCAGCUUCCCACAAGGUGGCGGCUCCUGAUGUUGUCCACAUUCCCAUCAUUCAAAUUGAUGCCGAGUCUGCCGAAGCUAUUGACCAUAUCAUAGCAGUUUUGGCCAGCGGGGAUAUCUUCAUCCCGCAUAUGUCAAUUAUACCUGAGGCAUUGAGUGUUGAGGGUGUUUCUCCUCCAAAUAUUGUGGUCCGUUUCGGAACAGAGAGAAACGAAGAUUUCCCACCUGACCAAUGGUCCAACUGGUGCCUGGAAUUCAUGCACAAUCAAUUGUUCGAAUACUUUCAAGACAAGGGGGCUGUCUGGGGAAAGCGACCAUUUUCCAUCACUCUUGCGAAAGAGGUUCGCUGGAAGACUGUCAAGCACAUGAACAAAUAUUUUGCCCACGCGGAGAGGGUUAUUGACGCAUGGCGCGAAAAGGGACCGCAAUUCUUGGAUCCUCAACUUGCUUAUGCAAACGACUCAUCAACACCAGAAGAGGUUUCCCAACCCCAUGGGAUUUACCUCUUCCGUAAGGGCAUUCCAACCAAUUAUUUUGCUCCUAACUUCGCUCCUCCUUACACCACGAAUAUGACACGGAACCUCUUACUGAACGUCUUGAACAAAUCUUGGGACGCAAAGCGAAGAGAAUGGACAUCACAGCCAAACCCAAGAAUUGUCACUCCUACCAUGUUGUUCAGCGCCAUGUUGGGUUGCAGUGAUAACAUGGCUGGUGGGUUCCUUGCUAACGAGGUCACGAUCUCCUCAAAUACUGCGAACUUGUCUAUCCUACCAGAUAGUUCGAGCAUUCGUUCCGCCCGCUCAGCCGGUCGCAGCGCAACUGCCACCGCAAAAAUCGCGGGGAGACCUCCUACUCCCAGAAAGAAGCAAUCACCUUCGCCAAAGGUUGUUGUUGAAGAGCCUAGGGAUGAAAAGUGUGUCAUAGAUUCGCUCGAAGCUGACUCAAGGCAACAAGUUGAUGCACUUUUGUCGGAGGAUGACUCAGUUCAAGAAAAAACGGAAGACGAGACUCCUUCGGAAUAUACCAGUUUCAACGAUGAGCUUGAUCUCAUGGUUAUUGGUGGCAUAGCAAACGCAACGAAGAAAUCACUUGACGAGAUCCUCAUGGAUUCCCCAACUGGAAAUGCUGUUUCAAUUGCUCCCGUACAAAUGCACCGUCAACUAUCCCAUAACACGGAUGCAACAGACAAACAAACAAACCUUUCGUCAAUUCAACAAGAAUUAAUGCAAGCUCUGAAUGACCAAGAGAAGGCCAAUGACAACGAGGAAGCUCUGAAUGACCAAGGGAAAGCAAAUGACAACGCGGAAAACGCUGGUCCACAGCUUGUCUCCGAUGAUGAUUGGUUUGAUGAUAUGGGUCACCCAAUUCAGACACCAAGUGCUGCCCAUGAAAGGCCUCCUAUUGUCCUUACUGCCUCAUCUGGAGCAGAGUCAGCAGCUUCCUAUUCUAUCGUCUUUGAAGAUCAAUCCGGGGACAUGUCGGAUUCAGCUCGAGUGGUAGAACGAACUGUUGUCGAGCAGCAGGUAGAUAAAGUGCCUGGGGAGAAGAUGUUGAAGAUAUUUAAGCCAACAAUGCCAGUUUAUGAGCAACAGAAGGCACCAACACCAAUUGUUGACAGGGUAAUGGUACCAGAAUUCGAGAUGAGACAAGACACAACGCAGGAACAUGAAGAAACAAGCGGUAGAGAUCCACCUUCAAGUGGCGAAAGGGACCAACAUCCCACUGACAGAGAGAAUUACUAUCCGUUACAUCAACUUUACGGAAAGCAGCAAAUGGACCUACCACUGACUCCUGGUAGAAAGAACCACCCAGAAGUUCUUCGAAAUAACUCUGCUGUUUCUGCCCUGUCGAUGGAGUACUCCCUAGACUCGACAAAUGUUGGUGACGGCAAGUCAUUAUACACGCACCAGAGUAGCUUGUUGGGUCAGCAUCUUUCUGAACCAACGCGACCAGUCCAUAUUCAGACAAAGUCUUUAUUGACUACUGUCACAAAAGAAGCUCGGUCGGAGGAGGUUGUCCCAACUGACUCGGAGGAUUCCACGGAAAUUGUCCCUUCAGAUGAGGAGUUGUUCAAUGUUGGAUGGGCGAAGGCGCUGGAUCCAAAUAGCGGUAGCUACUAUUUUUUCACACUUGAUAGGAGCAAGAUUGUGUGGGAGAAUCCACUGGCAUCUGGAACUCUUCAUACCCGUCCAAGUAUGGACACGGCGGGGUCAUCAAUACUUAUUUGA
Cylindrotheca closterium is the source of this 3021-nucleotide messenger RNA. The record is from the annotation of a GenBank genome assembly. NCBI's taxonomy places the organism in Eukaryota, Bacillariophyta, Bacillariophyceae, Bacillariales, Bacillariaceae.